This is a messenger RNA of Vidua macroura (Pin-tailed whydah), 8636 nucleotides long. RefSeq names its product myosin phosphatase Rho interacting protein (gene MPRIP). Lineage: Eukaryota; Metazoa; Chordata; Aves; Passeriformes; Viduidae. The record is from RefSeq and is a predicted model, not a curated record. The coding region runs from base 238 to 7569 and encodes 2443 amino acids. Gene Ontology annotation, cellular component: actin cytoskeleton. Gene Ontology annotation, molecular function: actin filament binding. Gene Ontology annotation, biological process: actin filament organization. The transcript is spliced from 24 exons.
CGCCGCCCCUCCGCGCUCCGCCGCCCGGCCAUGCGCGCCCGCUGAGCCGCAGCAGAGGCGGCCGCCCUGCGCUCCGCUCCCGCUUUUGAUUUUUCCUGCUGUCUUCGUUGGGGUUCUGUGUUGGUUUUUGCGUUCGCGUGACGCCCCCCGCGGGCGCGGGGCGGCGGCGAUGGGCGCGGCGGCGGGCGGGCGCUCCGCGGGGCGCUGAGCGGGCGCGCAGCGGGCGCGGGCCGCGCCAUGGCCGCCAAGGACAAUCCCUGCAGGAAGUUCCAGGCCAACAUCUUCAACAAGAGCAAGUGCCAGAACUGCUUCAAGCCCCGCGAGUCCCACCUGCUCAACGACGAGGACCUCAACCAGGCCAAACCCAUUUAUGGUGGCUGGCUGCUGCUGGCCCCGGAAGGAACGGACUUUGACAACCCCGUCCAUCGCUCCCGGAAAUGGCAGCGUCGGUUCUUCAUCCUCUACGAGCACGGGCUGCUGCGCUAUGCCCUCGACGAGAUGCCGACCACCCUCCCGCAGGGCACCAUCAACAUGAACCAGUGCACGGAUGUGGUGGAUGGGGAGAGCCGGACAGGGCAGAAGUUCUCCUUGUGCAUCCUGACACCAGAGAAGGAGCAUUUCAUCCGGGCAGAGAACAAGGAGAUCAUCAGUGGGUGGCUGGAGAUGCUGAUUGUCUAUCCCAGGACAAACAAGCAGAAUCAGAAGAAGAAGAGGAAGGUAGAGCCCCCAACUCCCCAGGAGCCUGGUCCUGCUAAGAUGGCUGUGACCAGCAGCAACAUUCCCAGUGCUGAGAAGGUCCCUGCCACCAAGUCCACGCUCUGGCAGGAAGAAAUGAGAGGCAAAGACCAAGCAGAUGGGGGCAGUAGCAUUGGCCCAGCCCAGAGCCCCAUGCAAGGCCAGGCUGGGGCUGCCAGCUCCAUGAAGGACCCCGUGCUGGACAGCAAGGAAGAGGAGAGCUCCAUGAACGGAGACCGGAUAGACUGCGGGCGGAAGACGCGUGUCGAGAGCGGGUACUUCUCCUUGGAGAAGACCAAACAGGACUCGAAGCUGGAAGAGCAGCAACUGCCACCCCCACCAAGCCCACCCAGCCCCAGCACCCCGAACAACAGGUACAGUUAUCCCAAAUCGCCCUCACAGGAGCAUGCCCAGCCCUUUCCUUCCCCAGGUAUCCGAUCAGGCGACCGAAUGAUUCACAGCUUCUCUCUGAACUCCUUGGACUCGAAGAGCAGUUGCCCCAUGCACAAGGACUCCAACAACAGAGAUGUAGGAAGGGGAGCUGAGAAAUCGGGGCGUCCCCUUUCUUUUAAAGCCAGCCGGCAGUACACCACCCUGGCCGACGUUCCCAAGGCCAUUAGGAUCAGUAAUCGUGAGGCCUUCCAGGUGGAGAGGAAGCGGCUAGAGCGGAGAACCCGGGCUCGUAGCCCUGGGAGAGAAGAAGUGGCCCGGCUCUUUGGGAAUGAGAGAAGGAGAUCCCAGGUGAUUGAGAAAUUCGAGGCACUGGAUAUUGAGAACGCGGAGCACAUGGAGACGAACGCGCCGGGCGGCGCUGCCCUGUCCAGCGAGACGCGGCAGGGCAGGAGCGAGAAGAGAGUUUUCCCACGGAAACGGGACUUCACUUGUGAAGGAGCAGCCGUGGGCUCCAUCCUGGACGUGUCUGCGUCACCUCUGUCCCCACACCGCCGGGCAAAGUCUCUGGACAGAAGGUCCACGGAGUCCUCUAUGACGCCCGACCUGCUGAACUUCAAGAAGGGCUGGUUGACAAAGCAGUACGAGGAUGGGCAGUGGAAGAAGCACUGGUUUGUGCUGACUGACCAGAGCCUGAGAUACUACCGGGAUUCAGUGGCAGAGGAGGCAGCUGACCUGGAUGGAGAAAUCGAUUUAUCCACAUGCUACGAUGUCACUGAGUACCCAGUUCAGCGGAACUACGGCUUCCAGAUCCAUACAAAGGAAGGGGAGUUCACCCUCUCUGCCAUGACGUCGGGCAUCCGCCGCAACUGGAUCCAGACCAUCAUGAAACACGUUCGCCCCACAACUGCUCCUGAUGUAACAAGCUCGCUGCCGGAAGAGAAAAGCAAAACAGGCUCUUCCUUCGAGACUGGUCCAAAGCCGAGCGAGAAGCCGGAUGCGGAACAAGCCGAGCUGGACACGGAGCAGAAGCGGAGCCGCGCCCGGGAACGCCGACGAGAAGGACGGUCCAAGACCUUUGACUGGGCUGAAUUUCGCCCCAUCCAGCAGGCCCUGGUGCAGGAGCGUGCGAACGCUGCAGACUCCUCCAGUAGCGGCUCGGCCGCCUUCCCCAGGGACACCGGAGCUGCCGACGCCGACCCCGGGGAGCUGGAGCGGGAGCGGGCCCGGCGGCGGGAGGAGCGGCGCAAGCGCUUCGAGAUGAUCGAUGCCGUGGACGGGGCAGGGUCAGAAGAGGCGCUGAGGAUGGAGGUGGACAGAAUCCUGCCUGUCCCAGCAGACAUCAAACCGCAGAACGUCCACGUGGAGAUCGAGCAGCGCUGGCACCAGGUGGAGACCACCCCACUGCGGGAGGAGAAGCAGAUCCCCAUCACGCCGCUGCACCUCGCCCACGCCGACGACCGGGAAGAGGGGCUGACGAAGCAGCACCUGACCACGCUGCUGGAGAAGGAGCUGGAGCAGAAGCAGAAGGAGGCCCUAGAGCUCCUGGAGCAGAACCGGCACCUGCAGGAUCAGCUGAAAGUGGCUCUGGGCCGGGAGCAGAGCGCCCGGGAGGGCUACGUGUUGCAGACCGAGGUGGCCACCUCGCCAUCAGGUGCCUGGCAGAGGCUCCACAAAGUCAACCAAGACCUCCAAAGCGAGCUGGAAGCCCAAUGCCAGCGUCAAGAGGUGAUCAAUCAGCAGAUUCAGUCGCUGAAGCGCAGCUACGCCGAGGCCAAGGACGUGAUCCGGCACCACGAGGCCGAGAUUCAGAGCCUGCAGGCGAGGCUCAGUAACGCGGCGGCUGAGCUCGCCAUCAAGGAGCAGACCCUGGCCAAGCUCAAGAGCGACCUGAGGAGCGAGAAGGAGAAAGCCAAAGAGCAGCUGGAGGAGUGGCAGCACGGCGAGGCCGCGCUCAGCUCCCAGCUGAAGGCCAGCGAGCAGAAGCUGAAGAGCGCGGAGGCUCUGCUGCUGGAGAAGACCCAGGAGCUGCGGGACCUGGAGAUGCAGCAGGCUCUGCAGCGGGACCACCAGAAGGAAGUGCAGCGGCUCCAGGACAGGAUCGCAGACCUCAGCGGGCAGCUGAAUGCCAGCGAGCAGGCGCGGGUCCUCAUGGAGGAGAAGCUGCAGAAGAACUAUGAGGCUUUGCUGGAGAGCUGCGAGAGGGAGAAGCAGGUUUUGAUACGGAGCCUGAAGGAGGUGGAGGACAAGGCCAACGAGUACGAGAAUCAGCUGCAGAACAGCGAGCAGCAAAUGGAGAUUCUGCAGAAGGAAAAGUUGAGCGCCAAGUUCGAAGGCAGCGAGCUCGUUCACCAGCUGGAGGAGCAGCUGGCCAUGAAGGAGGCCAGCAUCCAAAAACUUGCCGAGCACAUCGAGGAACUUGAAAGAGAGAGGGAUCAGAUCAAGUGCCGGUUCCACGAGCUCAUGAAUCAGGUGGCCGAGUCGGAUAACGAAGUUGCAAAGCUACAAGCAAAGUUGAAAAUGGAAGAGACCAACUACCACAAUCUGGAGCAGUCGUUCGAGGAGGUGUCGGAUCAGUUCCGGGGGGUGCAGGAGGUGCUGAAAGAGAAAGAAGAAGAGCUGAGACACGUUAAGGAAAUGCAUUUGAGAAUUGUGGAGAAGAAAGAUCAAGAUCUCAGUGAGGCUUUGGUUAAAGUGGUUGCUUUAGAUAGCAGUUUAGAGGAGACUAAAGUAAAGCUAAAGGCCAAGGAGGAGGCUUUAAAGAAAUUAGCUAGUGUGGGCACAGGUCCAUGUGCUGAGGAGGCAGAAGACCUUGGCCCCAGUCUUGAGGUGGAUGAAAGUCAUCCAUCCCAACUGGGGCAGGCUCUGCAAACUCAGGAUGUCCUCCCAGCUCUGACUUAUGCACUGAAGGAGGAGGAGGAUGAGGUUCUUGAUACCAGUCAGAGGCAAGUAGAGGAAUUUGGCUCCCCAUCGAAAGUUGUAGAGCUCCAGGACCAAGAGUUGGUUCAGAAAGCUUUAGCAAAGCCUGAUGUAGGAAUCAUGGGGGCCAAGAGGCAAAGGAUCCGUUUUUCAAGCAUCCAGUGUCAAAAAUACAUCCAUCCAGAUGGAUCAGAGAAAAACUGGACAAGCAGUACCUCUUCAGACACUAGCCAGGACAGAUCUCUGUCUGAAGAAAGCAUGUCCUCAGAGCCAGCUCUGGGUUACCCCUCAUCAGGGACGAGCGAUUCUGAGACUUAUCUCUCCAUCAUCCAUUCCCUGGAAACCAAACUGUAUAUCACAGAGGAAAAGCUUAAAGACGUGACGAUGAAGCUGGAAAGCCAGCACGGCCAUAACCAGGAGACACUCAUUGCCCUCCACCAUCAGUGGGCCAGCACGGAGUCCCAGCUGCGGGAACAGCUUCAGACCAGCUUGUCCCAAGUCAAUGCUUUGAUCUCACAGCUGGAGAGCGAGAGGCAGGAAAAGUUCAAGCUCAUAGAAAGUCACGUCAGUGAGCUGGGAGGUUUCCAGAUGAAAAACGAUCAAGCGCUGACUUGCUUAGAGAAGUGCAGGGAGCAGCUAAGAUCCUUGCCCAAAUCAGACAAGGAUAAAGAGGGGGAUUUGUUCCUUGUUACUCUGUCCAGCAUGGAAACAACUUUAUCUAACGCAAUCCAAGCCUUGAGCGGAGCGCCUGUCCCAUCAGAGUAUCAGCAGAGUGAAAGCCUCACCACGGUUAGCCCCGCUCCAGAAGGAGGGGAUUUAGAAGAGGAGGACAUCUCCAAGGAGCAGCAAGCAGAUGUGUUUGACACUGGCCAGCUGAGGUGGCUUUCUGAGAGGGUGGCAUUUGAGGCCUCUCUCAUCAACCAAAUAGCAGAGUCUUUGAAAAAUGCAAGCUCUGAGAUAGCCCAGCUUCUGAGAGAGAUCCAGGGAACAGCUGAGGUGGUUUUGUUGGAGCCAGCAAGUGUUUCUCAUACAGCCAAUGAUUUGGCCAGCAUCCUGUCUAAAAAGCUGCUGCUGGAAGGGGAGUUUUGGAGCAAGGUGGAGGAGCUGAGAGCACACUUGAGCACUAGAGAAGGAGAAGCUGAGGGCAAAUCAGAAACAACUUUGGGCAUUUCCCCGUGUUUUCUCAGUGCUGUAGCAGAUGCUACAUUGAUCAAGGCAGAACUUGGGUUUGUUGCAGAGAAAAUGAGAGAAUCUUUUCAUCAGAGGUUAAAAGCAAUUGAAGAAGAGCUCCAUAAUACCAAAACAGCUCUCCAGCAGCACAAGUGCAUGUUGGAGGAGAUCAUCAAAGCGUACAGGACUCCUGAGUUUGACAGAGUUAUGCACCAGAUUUCUGAAGCACUUGAAAUACAAAAAGAUGCUUCGGAAAGAACCCAGAUCUCUUGGGAUGGGAGCCGUCUCCAAAUGGUGCCGUGCCAGGAAUUAGCCAAGGUGGAGGAGACUGGCAGUGCCCCAGACCGUAGUAGUGAAGUUCUUGUUUCCAUUCAGGAAGAUCUUGCCCAGCAGCUAAAGGACAAAUCCAAUAUUCUGAAGGAGAUAUCUGUUGCCUUACUCUCUCUGCCUCCCGAGGAGGCCAUGAGAGACUGUCAGAAGCUCCUGAAGAUGUCCCAGAGUCUUUCCUACCAUUCGUGCAUGGGAGACCUGGAGCGUUAUUCGUCUUUGUUAGUCCACGAUGCCAUUGUUCAGGCUCAGGUUUGUUACGCCGCUUGCAAAGUCCGUCUGGAGCACGAGAGGGAGAUGAAGUCCUACAAGGAGUCCCUGCAGAGCAUGGAUGCACUGUGCCAGGAGCGUGUGAAGACAGUGUCUCUCCUGCGGGAUGAGUACGAGGAGCUGCUCAGGAAGCAGCAGGGCGAGUACAGCGAGGUGAUCGCCGUGCUGGAGAGGGAGAACGCUGACCUCAAGGCAAAGGUGUCCCAGCUGGACAACCAGCGGAGGCUCUUGGAGGAGGAAGGGCACGAGCACAGCAAGAGCUUGAGCGAGCUGCAGGGGCGGUACGAGGAGGAGAUCCGAAACGUGAUCGAGCAGCUCAACAGGACGGAGGAUGCCCUCAAGGCCGAGAGGGUGGAGGGGCUCAACCAGCUGGACGCCGUUGUCCGCGACAAGCAGAACAUGGAGCAGUAUCACCUGGAGCAGAUGCAAACGCUGGAGGAGAAGUUCCAGGCCAAGAUCAAGGAGCUGCAGGUCAUCCACAGCGAGGAGCUGCAGGCACUGCAGGACCACUACAGCCAGAACCUGCAGCGCCUGCAAGAGACCCUUGAUGAGUACCAGAGGCAGCACCCAGAGGCGUCCCCCGCGGUGGCCCCGGGCGCUGGGGACACCUGGGCAGCCGGUGAGGCGGGUGGCACUGGGCAGGACCCCGGCAAUGACCCGGACUCCAUGCACGGCCUGAGGGAACGCAUCCAGGAGCUGGAGGCCCAGAUGAAUGUCAUGAGGGAUGAGCUGGAGAACAAACAUCUGGAGGGGAACGCUUCCACUUUGAGGGAAAAAUACCAGAAAGACUUUGAAAACCUAAAGGCAACAUGUGAGAGGGGCUUUGCAGCCAUGGAGGAGACGCACCAGAAGAAGAUCGAGGACCUGCAGCGGCAGCACCAGCGGGAGCUGGAGAAGCUGCGGGAGGAGAAGGAUCGCCUGCUGGCAGAGGAAACGGCUGCCACCAUCUCAGCCAUCGAAGCCAUGAAGAACGCGCACCGGGAGGAGCUGGAGCGGGAGCUGGAGAAGUCCCAGCGCUCCCAGAUCAGCAGCGUCAACGCCGACAUCGAGGCCCUCCGAAGGCAGUACCUGGAGGAGCUGCAGUCGGUGCAGCGGGAGCUGGAGGUGCUUUCGGAGCAGUAUUCCCAGAAGUGUUUGGAGAACGCCCACCUGGCGCAGGCGCUGGAGGCUGAGAGGCAGGCCCUCCGCCAGUGCCAGCGGGAGAACCAGGAGCUCAACGCCCACAACCAGGAGCUGAAUAACCGCCUGGCUGCGGAGAUCACGCGACUGCGGACCCUGCUGACCGGGGAGGGCGGGGGAGAGGCUGCUGGGUCGCCUCUCACGCAGGGCAAGGACGCCUACGAGCUGGAGGUCCUGCUGCGGGUGAAAGAAUCUGAAAUCCAGUACCUGAAGCAGGAGAUCAGCUCCCUCAAAGACGAGCUGCAGACAGCACUGAGGGAUAAGAAAUACGCCAGCGACAAGUACAAAGACAUCUACACGGAGCUGAGCAUCGUGAAGGCCAAGGCAGACUGUGAUAUCAGCAGGUUGAAAGAGCAGCUGAAAGCAGCCACAGAAGCUCAGGGAGAGAAAUCCCCUGUGAACACCACUGUAUCGGGAUAUGAUAUUAUGAAAUCAAAAAGCAACCCUGAUUUCUUGAAGAAAGACAGAUCCAGUGUUAGCCGGCAACUAAGGAAUAUCAGGUCAAAGAGUCUGAAGGAAGGCCUGACUGUGCAAGAACGCCUGAAGCUUUUUGAAUCCAGGGACUUGAAGAAAGACUAGUUCUCCCCGCUCCGCUUGACCACGCGCACCUCCCAGCUUGAGGCAGCACAGCACCAGCACCGUUUGUCUCUCGUUCCUUACGAUGUCCUCGCUGUCGUUCGUCCUGACGCCCCGACGGGACCCGGCGCCGCGGUGGCGGUGCCCCCCUCGCCUCCCUGGCUCCUUUCCCUGCUUGUGAGAUGCUCCAGAGACUCUGAGAGGGAGAGGAAGGGAUUGGAGUGGGGUUUUCCCCCCCCCUCUCUUCGGCGCUUUGUAGGAGAAUCCUUUCUUUACUGUAAACCAUUACACUAAGUGUCAGUAUUAAGGCUCAGUAGCCUGUUAAUAAGCUAUAGCUCUGUCGGGAAGAGCGAGCAGGGCCUGGGUGGUGUCAGCCAGACCGAGCUCUUACUGCUGUCUAGAGACCCCGUGCUCAGAGCACACCAGGAGCCUGAUCUAACCAUUGAUCUCGACUGCAUUACUUGCACCUACAAGGGGGGAAAGCCGGGGGAAGCUGUCGCGUCCGCAGCCUGGAGGUACAACACUGACAUCUCGCUGGAGAAGGAUGCAAGAAGUGAUUCUCCUGCCCCGUGACUGUGCCGUAUCCUGAAUGUAGGUGCCACCGAAGCCUGGCAAGCUUUGGUGGCUGCCCAGGUGGUUAUGGAUGGGGAGCUGCAGCUACUGAAGUGCACCAUCGAGUCGGCCCCGUCGGCGCGUCCUCGCUCCCGUCUCGCUGGUGGUCGGAGUUGGUGCUCCAGGGGCCGAGCUGUAAGAUCACUUUCUUGCCUCUGUUAGAUCAAGCCCAGCACUCUUUUUUUUUUUUUUUUUUUUUUUUUUUUUUUUUUUUGCUGUUACUCCCUUCCUCUCAUUGAAUCCCGUGUAUCCCAGGGUCUGUGCGCAUGUGAAACUCCCUUUUCCUAGUCAAAGGAAAGUAGAGUAGAAAGUAGAGCCAAUAUUGACUGAAAAUGCACAGUGCUCAAUGCAUAUAAUGCUCCUUUUUUACCAGCUUCUUGAAUUCAACUCUUCUUGUCAGCAGGGCAGCUCCUAUUUUAAUUCUUUAAUCUUUUCCUGAAAUAAAGAUCUCAAAACCA